AUGGCUGAAGGUUCAUCAAGUCAACCAUGGUUCUUAAGGCUAAUGAAUGUAGCAGAUACAGUUAUUUUGUGCAUUCCAGAUGAUGCUGCUUGCAAACUAUGGGGUGUUUAUAAAGGUCCUACCAAUGUUAUGAUACACACUCAAGAUGGCCGAGAGUUUAAUGUUUCUUUAAGCGGUGCUAAAGGAAAGUUAUUCCUCUUCCAUGGUUGGUCCAAUGUUGUAGAACAUUUGAGUCUAACGAAAGGCUGUUUGGUAGUAUUUAAUCCCGUAUCGUCUACUACUUUUAAAUUAACAUCUUAUGUUGAUGGCGUUAGUCGUGGCUCUUUUUGGACGUAUUUGCUACCUCCAUCAUCGCAUUUUUAUGUCAUUCCUGAAAGCAUCCUGCCAAAAGUUUAUGAAUAUUCAUCAAAUGAUGUAAUAUCUACUGUAAUGUUGGGUAACAAAAUUUUUAAUGUUGCCAUUGAAACAUCUGACGGUAAAGUUGGAUUUACCGUUGGUUUUGACGUAAUGAUAUCGAAGUGGUAA
Molecule: messenger RNA, 525 nt
Organism: Helianthus annuus (common sunflower)
Lineage: Eukaryota; Viridiplantae; Streptophyta; Magnoliopsida; Asterales; Asteraceae
Exons: 5
Coding region: 1-525 (174 amino acids)
Source: RefSeq, a predicted model, not a curated record